GGCGCACUUCCCGGUAUCCCGGAUCCUGUGCAGUAGCGUCAGCCGAGCUGCCUCUGCUCCUCCUGGGGUUCGGGCGUCAGCUCCCGGGCGUCCGCCUCCUCUGUCCCCUCCUCCUCCGCGGCCUCCCCAGACGCGACGACUCGAGUCCGUGCCGCCCCCCGAGCCUCGCGGUGCCAUGCCGCCCCAGCGGCAGCACUGAAGGAUGGCGACGCCCGUCCCUCCACCCUCCCCGCGGCACCUGCGGCUGCUGCGGCUGCUGCUCUCCGGCCUCGUUCUUGGCGCGGCCCUGCGCGGUGCAGCCGCCGCCGCCGCCCGUCCGGAUGCCUGUCCUGGGAGCCUGGACUGCACCCUGAAGAGGCGUGCACGCUGCCCCCCAGGGGCUCACAUGUGUGGGCCCUGCCUUCAGCCCUUCCAGGAAGACCCGAAGGGGGAGUGUGUGCCCAGAUCCCACCGACCUUCGGUGGAGGGACCUUCUCAACCCAGACUGGAGGAUGAAAUUGACUUACUGGCUCAGGAGCUGGCCUGGAGGGAGGCUGGACACUUGGGGCUCAGGGCCCCACCCCAAUCUGAAGGAGGACAGCUGCUCCAGGGGCAUGCUGCCUCCCUGGGGCUCUCAGAGCAGGGCCAGGGCCCAGACCCAGGCUCUCCAUCCACUCUGGGAGUGCCUACACCCCACACCUCCUUGGGUUCCCCGGUGUCGACUGGACCAGUACAUAUGUCCCCCCUGGCACCCCGGGGUGGACAUGGAGACAACCUCGCUGUGGUGCUGAUUGUGGCAAGCUCUGUGGCAGGGGCCACCGCCCUAGCUGUGGCUGCCCUGUGCUGGUGCAGGCUGCAGAGGGAGAUUCGCCUGGCCAAGAAGACCGACUAUGCGGCACCCCAGGCCCCUAGCUCCCCCAUGACCCCUGGCAUCUCGCCGGGGGACCAGCGGCUGGUGCACAGUGCGGAGAUGUACCACUACCAGCACCAGAGGCAGCAGAUGCUGAGCUUGGAGCGGCACAAAGAGCCACCCAAGGUGCUGGCUAUGGCUUCCUCGGACGAGGAGAAUGAGGAUGGAGACUUCACAGUGUAUGAGUGCCCGGGCCUGGCCCCAACUGGAGAGAUGGAGGUGCGCAACCCCCUAUUUGACCACUCCUCGCUGUCGGGGACCCCACUGGGCACCCGCCCUCCACCCCUGUCACAGUGACACCCCACCACCAAUGCUCAGCAGCUCCCACUGAAGAGACCUCGUUCUGCAGUGCAGAGGGCUUGUGCCUGAGCCCCAGACCCCUGCUGGGGACCCCUCCUUGUGCCAGGGGCUUCUUUUCCUCCUGGUGCCUCUCCUCUGGAGUCUGUACCUCCAAACCCAAGGGUGAGGGGAUCCUGAGACCAGAUGGGAAAUGCUGGAGACAAGCCAAUUAAAGUACAUUUCAAACCUUU
Erinaceus europaeus (western European hedgehog) is the source of this 1419-nucleotide messenger RNA. RefSeq names its product neural proliferation, differentiation and control 1 (gene NPDC1). NCBI's taxonomy places the organism in Eukaryota, Metazoa, Chordata, Mammalia, Eulipotyphla, Erinaceidae. The record is from RefSeq and is a predicted model, not a curated record. The coding region runs from base 203 to 1186 and encodes 327 amino acids. Gene Ontology annotation, cellular component: membrane. The transcript is spliced from 9 exons.